GUUAUUAUGCUGUUCAUGUUGGACACAUACCUGGAAUAUAUACAUCUUGGAAAGAAUGUGAAGAACAAGUAAAACAUUUUAAUGGUGCUUUGUAUAAAAAAUUUGAUACAAAGCAACAAGCAGAAGAUUUUAUUACUAUACCAACUCAAGAAAUUUUAGAAAAUUCUUUAAAUAUUUGGACUGAUUGA
Molecule: messenger RNA, 188 nt
Organism: Cetraspora pellucida
Lineage: Eukaryota; Fungi; Glomeromycota; Glomeromycetes; Diversisporales; Gigasporaceae
Source: the annotation of a GenBank genome assembly